AUAUAUUUGCAAAAGAGGAUGACAUGGGAUGCCUCAAAAUUGUUGAAGCAUACUCUUCAGUUCCUGGCUGUGCUUUGGGCAGUUUUCACAGCAAUGACCAGAGUUUCUGACUAUAAACAUCACUGGAGUGACGUGCUCUGUGGACUGGGCCUAGGGGCUCUUGUAGCUGUAAUAACAGCACGCUACUUCUCAACAUUAUUCAGCCAACCUGAAGUCAAAUUAGAAGAAUCAGUACCUAUUAAUAAGAAUGGAAACAAUAUAACUCAUAAUGUAUGAAUUUAUAUCUAGAACCCAUCGGGUCGAUGUUCCAAAUGAGUAUUUAAAGGUAGUAGACAAUGGUUCUUCGAUGUAUUCUAUACUUCUACUGUCUCAAUUUGAGAGAAUCCAACUGAUAAAUCUAAACUACAUCACAAUCAUUGUCAGCAGUUGAUUGAGGAAUGUGGAGAAUGACGAUAUUUACGCUGAAUUCUUUCCAACAAAGACAGUAGAAGUAAACUGACAAUUUGGUUACGAAUGCCAUCAAUUUCAAUAGCAAUAAAGUCUCAACAGCUCAAAAUAUUGAGAUUGUUGAUUAAAUAAUAAUUUAUUCAUUAUACUUCUAUCAUCAUACACAUAGUGGGAUUAGAAUAUUUACUUCUUCCUAGUUUUUUGUAGUCGAUCCAGUUCAUAUCAAGUAACAUCACAUAUAUUUUAGUAUUUCUGUUUAUUUCCAUACUUUUUUCAUUAUAAAAUAAUGUGAGUGCCAAAAAUGUUAUUUGUAAAAUGCUAUGUUGUCUUGAUAUUUUUGACAGACACAAAAUUUGUAGAUGUAAUUUGGAAGAAGUUUUGAACUGCUAAUAAAUUUUCCUUUUGUAGGUAAUGAAAUCAGUGAAUUGAAACUCAUGGCAUUCGGAACCGUUAUGAAUCAAAUAGGGGCGAAGGAAUAACUUUAGAGUAAUAUAUUUAUGUUACGUUAUAUGUUAA
Leptinotarsa decemlineata (Colorado potato beetle) is the source of this 963-nucleotide messenger RNA. Its product is annotated as putative phosphatidate phosphatase. NCBI's taxonomy places the organism in Eukaryota, Metazoa, Arthropoda, Insecta, Coleoptera, Chrysomelidae. Gene Ontology annotation, molecular function: phosphatidate phosphatase activity. Gene Ontology annotation, cellular component: plasma membrane. The record is from RefSeq and is a predicted model, not a curated record. Gene Ontology annotation, biological process: signal transduction; phospholipid dephosphorylation; phospholipid metabolic process.